CAGGAUGGCCCACAAGCAGAUCUACUACUCAGACAAGUACUUCGACAAGCACUACGAGUACCGGCAUGUCAUGUUUCCCAGAGAACUCUCUAAACAAGUACCCAAAACUCAUCUGAUGUCCGAGGAGGAGUGGAGGAGACUUGGUGUCCAACAGCGUCUAGGAUGGGUUCAUUACAUGAUUCAUGAGUCAGAACCACAUAUUCUUCUCUUUUGACGACCUCUUCCAAAAGAACAACAAAAAUGAAGUACAGCUAGGAUCAUCUAAUGUUUUUCAAAUUUAAUGUAUAUGUGUAUAUAAGGUAGUAUUCAGUGAAUACUUGGAAGAAUGUACAAACCUUUCAUCCAUACCUGUGCAUGAGCUGUAUUCUUCACAGCAACAGAGCUCAGUUAAAUGCAACUGCAAGUAGGGUUAUUUCAAGUUGUUGAAGAAAUUUUCUUGUAGUUUUUUCUCAAUAUAAAUGCCUGUUUUACUUUACCUGUUUUGUUAAAAUAAAGGUUGUAUAUU
Molecule: messenger RNA, 505 nt
Organism: Arvicanthis niloticus (Nile rat)
Lineage: Eukaryota; Metazoa; Chordata; Mammalia; Rodentia; Muridae
Source: RefSeq, a predicted model, not a curated record